GUAGCAGCCCUUGCUAAUCGAGCGCCUAUCUCUCAGAAAUCUGCAAGAUGGCGCAGGCAAUAUUCGAGGUGCUUGAAGGCAUGGACAACCAGACUGUGUUGGCUGUUCAGUCUCUGCUUGAUGGCCAGUCUGGAGUUCCUGACCCAAAUAAUCAAAAUGUGUCAACCACGCCCACUAUUCAGUCUAUGGCAGACGAUGAAGACGUUUUCCUGUGUGGCAAAUGUAAGAAGCAGUUUAACUCGCUACCGGCCUUCAUGACUCACAAGAGGGACCAGUGUCAGUCUGGUGCCCCCUCGCUGUCCACGGUGUCUCUGGCCUCUACGAACGCUUAUGCGCCGGUCCCGUCCAUCAGCUCCGUCCCACAGACUCCAGCCAACAGACAGGUGUCCACCUACAUCGCCGUGCCUCCUUCACCUUUGACACACACGCUGGUGCAAGGCAACGUGCUAGUCAGUGACGACGUUCUCAUGUCAGCCAUUUCAGCCUUUACCUCUAUCGAACAGCCCAUGGCCACCAUGCAGGCACCUUUACAGAGUAACCUGAGCAUGCACACAGCUGGAGUAUCCUACCUUCAGCACCAUCACCAUCAUCAUCAUCAGCAGCAGCAGCAGCAGCACCAACAGUCCUCCCACCCCCUCCCAGCUGGACAACCCCCCCAACAGUCACUCUCAUCCCAGGUCCCAGCGAGCCACAGCAACUCCGUGGUGCAGGUCUACAGCGCCAUGCCCCACAUGGCAGGGGCCGGUGGGGGUGCAGCAGAGAUCCACGCCCUAGGACUGCAGGCCUUCCAUCAUCCUGUUCAGGCCCCGGGUCAGUGUGUGGACAGCCAGUCCUUCAGCAGCACUCCCGUGUACAGUCCUGGGAAGCAGGCCACCAAAACAAAGAGCUGCAGCAACAACCUGACAGAGCUGGGCGACUUCGAGAAGGUCAUCAUUCCCAAACAGCCCCGGAGUAGCAAGAAGAGCUCCAGUGGAGCCGCAGCAGAGCAGCUGAAGGGGAAAGGUUCGAAGCUGGAGUGUAAUUUCUGCGACAAGAUCUUCUCCAAGAACUUUGAUCUCCAGCAGCACAUCAGGAGCCACACGGGAGAGAAACCCUUCCAGUGCAUCGUCUGCGGACGAGCCUUCGCCCAGAAAUCCAAUGUGAAGAAACACAUGCAGACUCACAAGGUGUGGCCGAUGAGCGUGGCCAGCUCGGUGUCCCGACUGCCGGUUACGGUGAAGGUGGUCCCGGCGUCGGCGGGGGAAGAGGGACGGGGAGGCGAGCAGCAGAAGGGAGGCGACACGGACGAGGACGGGUCACAGCACCAAACGGGACAAGAACAGGAGUCGGAGCAAGCAGAGGCACCGCAGGAGUUGGAGGAGAAUGUGACCGAUGCUCACGCUGGUCCGGCAGAGGAGGAGAGCGGUCGCCCCCAUGUCCAGAUCCAGGCGCUGUCCAACCAGAACCAACAGACGGUAGUGAUAGACAACACCUACCGGUGCCGGUUCUGCAGCAGCAAGUUCAAGACUUACUUCCAGCUCAAGUCCCACCUGACGCAGCACAAAGGGGAGCAGGUCUAUAAAUGCGUGUUAAAGUCCUGCUCCCAGACCUUCCAGAAGCUCGAUCAGUUCCUCGAACACAUCCGGACCCACCAGGAGCAGCUGACGUACCGCUGCCACCUCUGCAGCAAGGUGUUCCCCUCGCUGUUUGAACUGGGGGUCCACCAGUACUCCCACUGCUUCUGCCCACAGCAGAACCCACGCAAGGAGGCAGCCGUCUACAGGUGUGUGAAGUGUCAGAGCAGAUAUUCAACUCAGGAAGCUCUGGAACAGCAUCUGCUGACGGCUUCACACAGCUUCCCUUGUCCACACUGUCAGAAGGUUUUCCCAUGUGAGAGAUACUUCAGACGCCACCUCCCCACACACGGAGUCGGAGGGAGGUUCAAAUGUCCCGUCUGCAAGAAGGCCUUCAAGACAGAGCACUACCUCAAGCUGCACACCAGGAUUCACUCAGGUGAAAAACCGUUCAAGUGUUCCCUCUGUGAGGCGACGUUCAACAGAAAGGACAAAGUAAAGCGACACAUGCUCAUCCAUGAACCUUUUAAGAAAUACAAGUGUCCCUUCAGGACACAUGUUGGCUGCACCAAAGAGUUCAACAGACCCGACAAACUCAAAGCGCACAUCUUGUCACAUUCUGGUAUCAAGCCCUACAAGUGUCUGUUUUGCCAGAAGGCGUUCAGCCGCAGGGCUCACAUGCUGGAGCAUCAGCAGUCCCACACAGACAACUACCGCUUCAGGUGCUCCACCUGCAGCAAGGGCUUCACCAGACAGAGCUAUUACAGAGACCACAAAUGUCCCGCGGCAGGAAACGAGACGGCGGCAAAGGGAGGAGCGGACGGAGACGAGGCCGCAGGAGCGGUGGAGAUCGGUGGAGAGCGCGACAGGAGGAGAAAGUCUCUAAGGUCGCAGAGUGGUGGGGGAGAUGCAGAGACGGAGGAAGAUGAACACCGAGAGGGGACACGACAGGGCGAGGGAGAAGACGGAGAAAGGACAGAUGAAGGCUGUGGAGUUGCUGUCGGCACCACUGAGGGACAGACUGAAGGGGAUGAGGACAGCGGGACGGAUAAAGGUGGCGAGGUGCUGGAGCAGAUCCGCAGCAGCGACAGAAACGGUUCACAGCAAACUUGCUUGUAGUUGUGAAAAUGCUCCAACUUUACCUGGAAAUGUCCCAUUUUUUUAAGUCAAAUGUUAAUUAAAGGUGGAAUAUGGAACACCAAAGCGACAUCUAGUGUGCGGAGGUUGUAGCUGCAACAUUAGAGCAAGGUUUCCACUCGUCGGACAUCAGGUUCGCUGCAGAUACGCGACAUUUCUUAUCAGGGUCCAUCUGUCGCAGGCUUCAGCUGAACUUACUCUGGUCUUUUAUGGUCGCUCCUCUUCUGAGGAGGACAACGACAUCCUCGGGGCUCAGAAGCAGCAGCUCGACUCGCCGAGUCUACCGGUUUCAGCCAGCCUCACCGUACCGAGUGGAAACAUAAAACACUGUACCUUCAUUCUGCACGCCUCCAAACGCCGUGUGGAGGGUCUAUUAUCAAACGAUGCAGCUUUUCAUUUCCAUAUUCAACCUUUAAUUAGAAGUGAAAAACAUCAGGGAAAUCAAUUUUUUUAAUUAUAAAACUUAAUUUUUCUACAGCCGUUACAAUUAUCCUCUUUCACUCAUCUUUUUGCCAACAUAUGAAACCGAUCCUGCACUUUUGUGUAAAGCGUUUAUGACUACGCCCUGCCAGGAGGCGGACGGUCCUUUCGACUUAAUUCAAGAAAUCUGACGACAUUUGGUGCAACGGUAGCCGAGAGUAGAUUAGAGAAGAUGAGGUUAACUCCAACAACAGAUGACCUCAGAUUAAGAGGUGGAUGAUGUGCAUACUUUCCAGGAAAGCUUUUAAUUUAAAAUAAAGAUUACAUUUUCAGUAAUUUUAUGUUUUUAAAAAAUAAAAUUUUAUUCAAACAA
Molecule: messenger RNA, 3483 nt
Organism: Nothobranchius furzeri (turquoise killifish)
Lineage: Eukaryota; Metazoa; Chordata; Actinopteri; Cyprinodontiformes; Nothobranchiidae
Gene: znf341
Product: zinc finger protein 341
Biological process (GO): regulation of transcription by RNA polymerase II
Cellular component (GO): nucleus
Molecular function (GO): RNA polymerase II cis-regulatory region sequence-specific DNA binding; DNA-binding transcription factor activity, RNA polymerase II-specific
Source: RefSeq, a predicted model, not a curated record